Messenger RNA from Telopea speciosissima, 2218 nucleotides. Its product is annotated as probable protein phosphatase 2C 12. The record is from RefSeq and is a predicted model, not a curated record. Gene Ontology annotation, biological process: protein dephosphorylation. Gene Ontology annotation, molecular function: protein serine/threonine phosphatase activity. Lineage: Eukaryota; Viridiplantae; Streptophyta; Magnoliopsida; Proteales; Proteaceae. The transcript is spliced from 9 exons. The coding region runs from base 662 to 1957 and encodes 431 amino acids.
AAGGGUACAACAGCUCCCGUUUCGCCUCUUCUUCCUCUCUCCCUUCUCUGCCUCCAAUGGAAUUUUUGCAGGGCGCCGGGAUCCGCGUCUCUCGAUUCCUGCAACAAAUCCGCUUCAUCAUUGUUCCUUUCUGUCACGGCUAACGUCCACCCAUACGACGAAUCUCGUUCCUGUGAGAAUUUUUAAUCUCUCCAUUCUCCUAUUUUCAUUUUUUUUCCCCUUCUUUCUCUGGCCUCUUUUAUGAUCCUUCUCUCGUUCUCAAAAACUCCAUUUUAGGAAUUCGUUGGAAAAGAAUGUUGUUUUAUUGAUUUCAUUUUGUCCACAUUGUCUUCUGCGGUAAGAGUUCCCUCGUGAUUUUUUUUUAAUGUUUUUUUGACGUUCGGAUCUUGAAUUCCAGAAACGUUCAAAUCUCCAGCUGUUUCUCUCAUUCAAUUUUAAUUUUUGUUUUCGGUUUCUUGGUUUUUUCCUUCGGUUGACUAGUUUAACUUUCUUCAUUGUAAAUAACUCACGACAAUCAUGACGAAUUAUGGAGAUAAUUCAGUUGCUUACUUGCUUCAGGCUCCAAUUUGGUUCAGUUUGAUUGAAUUAAGACGCAUGGAGGAGUAGAGGUGGGCAUCAUUCUCUGAUAAGUAGCUAUUGAUUCAUAUUUGGGAGAAUAACAAUGUCUACGAGGAGUGACCGUCAGAUGGUGCCACUGGCGGUGCUACUCAGGCGUGAGCUAUGCCAUGAGAAAAUAGAGAAACCAGAUAUCAUACAUGGUCAGGCCAACCAGAGCAAGAAAGGGGAGGAUUUCACAUUAUUGAAGACAGAAUGUCAAAGGGUGCCUGGAGAUGGACUUACAACAUUCUCGGUUUUUGGUCUAUUUGAUGGACACAAUGGAUCUGCAGCAGCUAUAUACACAAAGGAGAAUCUCCUAAACAAUGUUUUGGCUGCUAUUCCUUCAGAUCUUAGCAGAGAUGACUGGUUAGCAGCACUACCAAGGGCAAUGCUUGCAGGUUUCAUAAAAACUGACAAAGAUUUUCAAGAGAAAGCACAAACUUCUGGAACAACUGUCACUUUUGCAAUAAUAGAUGGAUGGGUCAUAACCGUCGCAUCAGUGGGUGAUUCCCGUUGCGUACUUGAAUCUGCUGAAGGUGUUGUCUAUUCUUUGUCAGCAGAUCAUAGGCUUGAAUGCAAUGAAGAGGAGAGGGAGCGUAUUACUGCCAGUGGGGGUGAGGUUGGUCGGCUCAAUACUGGUGGUGGUACCGAGAUUGGCCCUUUGAGAUGUUGGCCAGGUGGUUUGUGUCUUUCAAGAUCCAUAGGCGACAUGGACGUAGGCGAAUUCAUCGUUCCUAUUCCCUAUGUUAAGCAAGUGAAGCUGUCUACUGCUGGAGGUAGGCUUAUCAUCUCAAGUGAUGGUGUUUGGGAUGCCAUGUCAUCAGAAAUGGCUGUUAAUUGUUGUCGUGGGAUGCCAGCAGAUGCUGCAGCUGAGCAAAUUGUUAAAGAGGCUGUACAAGACAAGGGUCUUCGAGACGAUACGACCUGUAUUGUGGUUGAUAUAAUACCACCAGAGAAGACGACUCCUGUUCCUUCAACACUAACAAAGAAGCCAGUGAAAGGGGUAUUCAAGUCCAUGUUCCGGAAAAGAUCAUCAGAAUCAUCAUGUUCUAUAGAUGAAGCAUAUGCAGAGCCAGAUGUUGUGGAGGAGAUAUUUGAGGAAGGUUCUGCUGUGCUUGCAGAAAGGUUUGAUACAGAAUAUCCACUGUGCAACAUGUUCAAGUUAUUCAUGUGUGCAGUUUGUCAGAUAGAGAUGAAACCUGGAGACGGCAUUUCUGUACAUGCUGGUUCAUCAAAUCCUGGAAAAGUUCGCCCUUGGGAUGGCCCUUUCCUUUGCUUAAGCUGUCAAGCAAAGAAAGAAGCCAUGGAAGGGAAAAGACCAUCAGGAAGAGGUGCUAGAAUUAGUGGUGAAAGUGACUAACAAUCUCCUCAACAGAGCAGUGGAAGUGACUAGCAAUCCUCCUCAACAGCAUUGUCUUGAUUUUGCGAUUACCUCGGCACUAACAAUUGUUUCAAAGCUAACCAGGAAUGUGGAUUUUGAAGCCUCAUCCCAAAUACUAAUUUUGUUCAUUCUCAAGCCAGGGGAUUUAGCUUUCAACUCCAUUCUGACAUCCACUUCAAGAGCCAUUGGAAGUCUACUGCUUCAAAACAAUGUCAGCAGAGUUAAAGCUUCUUUAUUUAU